Choloepus didactylus (southern two-toed sloth) is the source of this 1582-nucleotide messenger RNA. Its product is annotated as dnaJ homolog subfamily B member 6-like. Gene Ontology annotation, molecular function: Hsp70 protein binding; ATPase activator activity. The record is from RefSeq and is a predicted model, not a curated record. Gene Ontology annotation, cellular component: cytosol; endoplasmic reticulum membrane. The transcript has a single exon. The coding region runs from base 154 to 1134 and encodes 326 amino acids. Gene Ontology annotation, biological process: positive regulation of proteasomal ubiquitin-dependent protein catabolic process; protein refolding. Lineage: Eukaryota; Metazoa; Chordata; Mammalia; Pilosa; Megalonychidae.
AAAGGAAAGCGCGAGGAAUCGCUACCACCGCCUCCGCCAGUAGCAGCCGUGACGGAGCUGAGAGGAGACCACGGGCCCUACCGCCCUGCCUCUCCUCCUUCUUAUCGCUGGCUGCCAACCUCCUCGGGAUUUAUUCCAACAAUCUGUUAAAACAUGGUGGAUUACUAUGAAGUUCUAGGCGUGCAGAGACAUGCCUCACCUGAGGAUAUUAAAAAGGCAUAUCGUAAAUUGGCACUGAAGUGGCACCCUGAUAAAAAUCCUGAGAAUAAAGAAGAAGCAGAGAGAAAAUUCAAACAAGUAGCUGAGGCAUAUGAGGUGUUAUCAGAUGCUAAAAAACGGGACAUCUAUGACAAAUAUGGCAAAGAAGGAUUAAAUGGUGGUGGUGGAGGUGGAAGUCAUUUUGACAGUCCAUUUGAGUUUGGCUUUACAUUCCGUAAUCCAGAUGAGGUCUUCAGGGAAUUUUUUGGUGGAAGGGACCCAUUUGCUUUUGACUUCUUUGAAGACCCAUUUGAGGAGUUUUUUGGAAAUCGAAGAGGCCUCCAUGGAGCCAGAAACAGGGGCACAGGAUCUUUUUUCUCUUCCUUCAGUGGAUUUCCAUCUUUUGGAGGUGGAUUUCCUUCUUUUGAUACAGGAUUUACAUCAUUUGGUUCUCUGGGGCAUGGGGGCCUUACUUCAUUUUCUUCAACAUCCUUUGGUGGUAGUAGGAUGGGCAACUUCACAUCUAUAUCAACGUCUACUAAAAUAGUUAAUGGCAGAAAAAUCACUACAAAGAGGAUUACUGAGAAUGGUCAAGAAAGAGUAGAAGUUGAGGAAGAUGGCCAGUUAAAGUCCUUAACGAUAAAUGGUGUGGCAGAUGAAGAAGCCUUUGUAGAAGAAUGCAGGCGAAGAGGACAAAAUGCCCUGCCUUCCCAGCCAGCCAAUGUCCGUUUGCAGAAGUCUCACAGACCUGCCACUUUACCCAAACAUGUAUCUAACUAUAUUUGUGAGGAGGAGAAUGAGCAAGAUAAACCUCAGGUCACCAGCAACUGGGAUCCCUCCAUUUUUUCCGCAGGAUUCAAAGAAGGUGGCAAGAGGAAGAAGCAGAAGCAGAGAGAGGAGCAGAAGAAGAAGAAGUCGACCAAAGGGAAUCACUAGACUGGACUUACCAGACACAUGCACACUUUUGCACCAAAUGCUCACAUAACGUUGGAGCACGGGCCUGGGUUCUGUGUGUGUUUUGGUUGUACACACUCGAGAUAGAAGACAUCUUAUUUAAUAUUCCAUACCAAGAUCACACUUAUUUUUAGCAGGUCUGUGGACACUUGAUCACUGUAGAUUAGGGAUGUCAGAAGAAGUGAGUUGAUGAUAAUGGUUGACAAUCAUUGAAAUUUGGAACACAGCAUAGACUUAAUUUUGCUUUUCCCCAGCACUGAAUCUUAUUAGUGUUUUCCUAUAGCAUUGUUAAGAAUCUAAUUCAUUUUUCCUAAGGCUCUGUCUCAUUCUUUUCAACUGUUCAACCACUAUACAAACUACUGAAAUAUUUAUAGCUUUAGAAGUAUAGUACAAUACAGAUAUUGACUAUAUAUUCAUGAAAUGACUUUUU